Misgurnus anguillicaudatus (oriental weatherfish) is the source of this 1209-nucleotide messenger RNA. Lineage: Eukaryota; Metazoa; Chordata; Actinopteri; Cypriniformes; Cobitidae. The record is from RefSeq and is a predicted model, not a curated record.
AGCAGAAGGUCAUCUGCAGCAUGCCUGAUGAGUCUCUGUCUGUAACCCAACUCACUGAAGGAACAAAAGGCCACAGAAGUCAUGACCUUUUAGCUGAAGGGAGAGACAGAAGUUCAAAGAAAAGACUGGGAUUCCACUCUCUGACGUGCUACACUUGUGAGAAUGGGAACUGUAAGACCCCAACUGUUUGCCCAGACACAAGCAAUUACUGCAAGACAGUUUCAACAGGUACAGAUUUUUCAGUCUUCACGUGCACCUGUUAGGAGUUUUGCGUGCCUGAAGUGAACGUCCACUGUUGUAAUACUGAUCUAUGUGACUGAUGUUCCCUCAACAUAACCUUGUUCAUUUACCGUCUGCUUAUAUAGUCAAAUAAUGCUCACUGUAAUCAUAACAGUACAAAGAUCAAUGUGUUACUGGAGGUGGUGGUUAUAUUUAAAACCUGCUGUCAGGACUUUUUUCCAUUCUGACUCAAUAUAAUUUGUUUUUACACAACGUGCGCUGCUUGGGAAAAUGUCUAGUCCUAAAUCUGACUGAUUUAUAAACGAAACAAAAACUAUUAGAAAAAUGAUGUGUGUGUUUGUGUAAAGAGAAGUAUCAGAGAUGUGUAUGUCAUGUAGAGUUGAUAUGAAGCAUCUGCAAUUUUUUCUGAUUACGAGAAGCAGGAUGUGCAUUUGGCAGAUGCUUUGAUCCAAAGUGGCAUAAAGCGCAUUCAAUAUAUACAUAUUUUCUCUAAAAAUGUUGGUUUUAGACAAAAUGCAAUUGUUGGUAAAUGUCGGUUGCAGAUAAAUUACUGCAUGUAAUUGUCUGUAACAUGCAUAAAUGAAUAAUGUUCUGCAUGGGUGUUUUGUAUGCUUUUUAAAUGUUAUGAAACUUACUAAAUAUUAUUUACAUGUUACAAAAACAAUGGAACAGAGAUGUUAUUGUCAACCCAGCAUUGGGUCAAAAAAAAUUAUAUUUGACCUAACAAUCGGUUAAAACAACCUAGCAUACUCUGUAAAAAAAUGCAGUGUUGUGCAAGUCAAUUCAACAUACUACUUUAAAUGUUGUAAUAUCUUGUAAUAAGUUGACAAAACUUAUAAAAACAAGUUGAAAUUGUUUAACUUAAUUUGUUAAGUUAAAAUAACAUACAUUUACACAUUUGGCAGAUGGUUUUAUCCAAAAUGACCUACGGUACAAGGUGUACAUUUUAGCAGUGUGUUCCCUGGGUUC